Messenger RNA from Macrosiphum euphorbiae (potato aphid), 1785 nucleotides. Lineage: Eukaryota; Metazoa; Arthropoda; Insecta; Hemiptera; Aphididae. The record is from the annotation of a GenBank genome assembly.
AUGGAUAAACGUAAAAAAUUAGGAUUAGACUAUGAAAAUAGAAAAGGAAAAAAGAUGUCUAAAAAACUGUUUUCCUGUUUAAACGGAAUGUGCUGUAAACAAAAAUGUAAUGUAGUAUGUUCUGAAGAAACUCAAAAACAAAUAUUUAAGGAUUUUUAUUUAUUGGGUAAUUCAGUUGCUCAAGACCAAGUUAUCAUGGAUGGCAUACAAAUUAUGGAUAAAAAAAGAGCAACAAAAAUCUUUCGUAGAGAAGAACCUGAAAAAACACACAAUAGACAGAUAACUGUUAAAUACUAUUUAAAUCUUAACGGAAAUCGACAAGAAAUCUGUAAAAAAAUGUUUCAAAAUACAUAUGGUAUUAGUAGAGGUAAAGUUGAUGUCAUGAUACUUAAAAAAAUGUCUUCGGCUACUGGAAUUUCAUCUACGACAGGAAAAGGGGCCCACAAACCUCAUAAUUUUAACAUAGACAUUAGAACAAGAAUAUUAAAUCAUAUAAAAAGUUUUCCCCUUCAAGAAAGCCACUAUGCCAGAAAAAGAACUAGUCGUCUAUAUCUUUCUUCUUCAUUAAACAUUAGUAAAAUGUACGAUUUGUAUAAAGAUUAUUGCCAUCAACAUGGAUUUAAAGAUGAAUCAUCAUAUUGGUUGUAUAGAACAGUUUUUUCAGAAACUGGUUUGAAAUUCAAACUUCCAUAUGUUGAUACUUGUAAGACUUGUGAUGAGUUUAAAAUAAAAUCAAAACAUGUAUUUGAUGAAGAAUUACAAAUUUUAAAUCAGAAAAACCAAGACCAUAUUAACAUGGUUGAAUUGGCCUACAAUUCAAAAAAAGAAGACAAAGUAUUAUUGACUACUACUCCAUCUUUAAAAGUUAUUGUUUUUGACUUACAACAGUGUUUGCCUACUCCUGACUUAAAAACCAAUAUUGUUUUUUACAAACGUCAACUCUGGACAUAUAAUGAAACCAUUAGAGACUUGAGUAAAAAUGAAUCUUACUGUUAUAUGUGGCAUGAAGCCAUAGCAGGAAGAGGAUCAAUUGAAGUAGCAUCUAUUUUAUACAAAUUUAUUCAAGGCAAAAUUGAUAACAAUAUCACUCACCUUAUUACUUAUUCGGACACUUGUUCCGGUCAAAAUCGUAAUAUAAACGUUGCAUUAAUGUUUAUGUUUGCUCUUCAAAAUCAUCCUUCUCUUCAAAUUGUAGAUCAGAAAUUUUUGGUGCCAGGACACACACAUCUAGAAUGCGAUAGUGAUCAUUCCAGAAUCGAACGUUGUAAAAAACAAUCAGAGUCAACAAUAUCAAUACCAAAUGAUUGGUAUAAUUUUGUCAGAAAUGUACGAGGAAAAAUACCGUUGAAAGUAAUAGAAAUGGAACAAAUAGAUUUCAAAUCAUUUUCUUCGUUAUUAUCUGGACCAUUAGUAAAACGGGCUCUUGAUACUGAUAAAGAAAAGAUAAAUUGGUUAAAAAUGACAUGGAUAAGAUAUGACAAAACAUUUGGCAUCAUUCAAUUUAAGUAUACAUUAAAUAAAGAAGCUCCAUUUCGCAUUUUGGAUCUAAGAAAAGGAGCAAUAAGAACCAGAAAUAGAGCUGAAUUAACAAGUGGAGUAUCCAACAUAAGGCUUCCACAGACAUACAAUGGGCCAUUAUCUAUUUAUUCAGAAAAGAAGAAGGAUCUAAUUUCUCUACUUCCAUUAUUAGAUCCGAUAUACCACCAAUUUUACAAGGAUUUGAAAACCAACACUAGAGCUGCUAUGAUACAGCAAUCAGAUGAAGAGUCAUCAUCCGAAGAUUAA